Molecule: messenger RNA, 5092 nt
Organism: Oldenlandia corymbosa var. corymbosa
Lineage: Eukaryota; Viridiplantae; Streptophyta; Magnoliopsida; Gentianales; Rubiaceae
Source: the annotation of a GenBank genome assembly
CCCCAUAGGAAGAAGAGUUGAAUUUUUAUUUUAUUUUAUUUUCCUUUUGGAAGUGGCGGCAUUUGUCACAGUUUAUUCCCAUGUUUAUCUGUAAGAAUGACUGUUGCCUUGUACCGAUUCAAAACGAACUUUUUAGUAAGACACACACAACUGGGAUACUGUGGUAUAUUCUGUUCUUCAGCAUAUAUCUAAAUUAGUUGUUGCUGCUUUUUUUUUUAGGCUGAUUGAUAACAACAACCAGAACCCAUAAACAGUUACUCAAAGUUUCUUCCUUUUUUUUUUUUUUUUUCCAAUUUUCCACACAAACAAGUCCCUGGAGAAAAGCAGAAAGUCUAGAACCAACGGAAUUGGAAGAGGGAAAAGAAACAGAGGGACAAAUGAAUUGAAAGAAGUUGUCUUGCUAUGUUUGGAAACUUGGAGAAUGGUUUAAUGGGUAGUGGGAUUUGGGGAGGGUCUUAUUGGCCUCUCUGAAUUCCCAUAGCCUUUGUUUUAGUCUCCUUUUUGCUGGGUGCUGGUGAUCAUCAUCACUCUGCUCUCUACUUUUGCUUGUUUUGGACUGCAACCAGACAAAAAGUGAGAAAAGAUUUCAGAAAGUGAAGCCUUUCAUUAGCCCUGAAGGUUUGGUUGCUUUGUUGGGGGGUUCUUUGGGCUGGUGCUGUGAUAUUGGUGUGACCCUUUUGGGGAUUUCUCCCUUGAUGAGCUGCAAAAAAUGGUUUAAAAGCUUAAAGGCUCUCUGGGCUCCCUAAAGGAUCACACCGACAUGGUUUUUGCUACAUGCAUGGGAACAGAAGUAUCUUUCUCAUUGCUAAGUUUGAUGACUUUGUGUUACUUCCUUGGAAGUGGUACUAUUGCUUAUUGAAGAAUCGUGGCUGCGAACCGUCAUUGUCAUUUCAUACUAUUUUACCUGAGGCUAAUCAUUAUAAUCAGCAGGGUGGAUCUCACUGAAUUUUUGGCUUCUUUCUAGGGCAAAUCUCCUUUGGCAAUAUAUUACUAGUCUUGGAAGAACAAAAAAGUUCCUUUCAGACUGCAAUAUAUACUUUCUUUUUGUUCUUUUGCGGCAUAGCUCAUUUGGGCAAAUCUCCUUUGGCAUAUUUGUACCUUCCUGUGGCUGACCUGAGGUUACCAACAUUACUUGAGGUGGACUUGCAACUGUUCAGAAACUAUCAUUUUGCUCCAUCAAGUAUUCGUUUACUUCGGCUUUCAGCAACAGGAAUCUCUGUGACGCGAUCUUUGUAUCAGUCACUAAAACUUUCUCUGGUAGCUUUUACCAGUGGGAUAGUUCGUCCAUAGACUGGGCAAAUCUCCUUUGGCAAUUUUAAGUCUAUACAGACUUUCAGGGGUAAAAUCUCUGGCAUUUUGAGGUCCAACUCUAACUUGGACUUCAGGGGCAAAUCUCCUUUGGCAUUUAUCUCCAAAUUCUUGGAGAGAUCACGAUCGUUGUGUUGUAAGAUCCUACUGAUCACCGAGCAACAUCGUAGUAUAUAUAUUUCUGCUCUUCUUUUGUAACUUGGAAGGUUGCUGAUCCUAAUCUCAGUGAUCCCAUAUCAAGAUUUCAAUUCCCUCCUAUAGAAGCAAGUGGUCACCACCAAAUAUCUGGAUUCUGUAUCAUGGAUUUGGACAUCAGUGACUUUGACAGCUUCAGUGAAAGCAGUAUCAGCGAGGAUCAGGAUGAUGUAGAAUUUAUGUACAGUGGACAUGCGUGUUCAAUUCUUUCAAGUCUUGAGGAAACUAUCGGCAAAAUCGAUGAUUUCCUCUCAUUUGAAAGGGAAUUCAUUGUUGGCGACGUUGUCUGCACAGCAAAAGAUCCAUAUGCUCAGAUGGGCAAGGUGGUACAUGUAGAUAUCUCUGUGGAUUUGGAGAGCAUCCAUGGAAGGAAAUUGCAUGACAUUGAUUCAAAAAUUCUAAAAAGGAUCCGUUCUGUUUCGGUGGGGGAUUAUGUGGUAAGCGGCUCUUGGGUUGGAAAAGUGCAAAAAAUUAUUGAUCGUGUCAUUGUCCUCUUUGAAGAUGGUACAAGGUCUGAGUUCUCCACUUUGGGCCCUGAGAAACUUGUCCCUAUAUCACAAGAUUUACUUGAAGAUUCUCAGUAUCCUUUUUACCCAGGGCAGAGAGUGCUUGUGGAGACUGUAUCUGAUUCCAAAUCAACAAGGUGGCUGUGUUGUGUGAAAAAUAAUAACAGAACUCGAGGGACUGUAUAUUCUGUGGAUGCUGGACUGGUGUAUGUUAAUUGGCUUAGCUGUCAGAUGGAUGGUUUGGAAAAGAUAUCUUCUCCUCCAUGCUUACAAGAUUUUAAAAACUUAACCUUGUUACCAUGUCCCACACAAGCUAAUUGGCAGCUCGGUGACUGGUGUGUAAUUCCAGUUAUCGACUGCAAGACAGUUAAAAAACAUGGUUUUUUGACAGCACCAGCUUGCGGAAUCAUUGGAGGAGAGGAAAAACUAGAAUUCCGUCGACAGGGGAACUCAGCUCCAGAUAUCCAGGAAAUCGCUGCUAUCACCAAAACAAAAACUAAAGUUGAUGUGCUAUGGCAAGAUGGCAGCCAUUCAGUUGGUCUAGAUUCGCAUUCUCUGUUACCUGUUAGUGUCAUCGAUGCUCAUGAGUUUUGGCCAGAGCAGUUUGUUCUAGAGAAGGGGUUGAAUGAUGGUCUAAUGCUUCCCAGCGUCCAUAGGUGGGGAGUUGUCAAAUUGGUGAAUGCUAAAGAACGAACCGUGAAGGUUAAGUGGAGCACUGUUUCUGUGGAUCAACCAACCGCUGUUAAGUUAGAACCAACAGAGGAAAUUGUGAGUGCAUACGAAUUGGUUGAACACCCAGACUUUUCUUACUCUUUGGGUGAUGCUGUUCUGAGGCUGCAAAGGUGUUGUUCUCAUCAAAAUAAUUUCGGAACCCACUCAAUGUCAAGAGAUGCCACAGGCGUAGACACUGAUGAAAAGAAUAAGCACAGUUGCAAGGAUCUGAAUGCACUCUCCAAUGAUUUCUUAUCCUGCAUUGGUACUGUUACUGGCUUGAAAGAUGGACAGGUUGAAGUCAAAUGGGCUAGUGGUGCUACAUGCAAGGUGGCUCCUUACGAGAUCUACCAAGUUGAUAAAUGUGAAGGUCUCUCUGACACGGUGACAUCCUUCAGCCAACGUGAACCAUCAAGUGAGGACAUCAUGUUGCCGGUCACCCAAUCUCUUGAACAAAGGGGAAAGGAGAGCUCAAGUGCCAAAGACCAGAAUGAAGAAUGUAAAAAAAGUACAUGGAGCCCCAGCUCCUCUUCUUUUCCUCAAUCAGCCGUUGGGCUUUUUGCAAGUAUCAGCUCGACCCUAUUUGGUUCCCUUGGUACGUCACUAUUUGGGUCAUAUAGACAUUUACCGGAAGCUGGAGAAACCACUUUGACUUGUAGUGAUGAGAACGAAUUGGAGCUUUAUGAUAUGCAUCCAACCGGCAGUUCACCUGUUGUUGAUAACUCAGAGGUGGUUGAGGAAGCAGGUUUAGGGCAGAACAUCAAAGAAGCUGAUGGGAAAAUGGAUCCUGCCCCCCUAUCUAGCAGCAACCGUCCUGAACUCUUCAGGCAGUUUGAUAUGGUUAAUGAUUGCUCUGACCAUCACUUUGUUGAUGGUGCUGGAAAUGGCACACAGUAUAGUCAGAGUAACCGAGUUUGGCUUAGAAAGGUCCAGCGAGAGUGGAGCAUUCUGGAAAAAGAUCUUCCUGAAACAAUCUUCGUCCGAAUAUACGAGGAAAACAUGAAUUUACUUCGGGCUGCUAUCAUCGGGGCCCCUGGAACUCCAUAUCAUGAUGGACUGUUCUUUUUUGACAUAUUUCUUCCCUCAGAAUAUCCUUACCAGCCACCAGUGGUUUACUACAAUUCGGGAGGACUUCGUGUCAAUCCUAACUUGUAUGAAUCUGGAAAGGUCUGCUUAAGUCUUCUUAAUACGUGGACUGGCUCUGGAAGUGAAGUUUGGAAUCCUGAAAAAUCCACAGUCCUUCAAGUUCUCCUAUCUCUCCAAGCCCUCGUACUAAAUGAAAAACCUUACUUCAACGAGGCUGGAUACGAUUCUCAAGUGGGGAAAGCCGAGGGUGAGAAAAACUCGGUGAGCUACAAUGAAAAUGCAUUUCUUGUAAGCUGCAAGUCAAUGUUAUAUGUGCUACGCAAGCCACCAAAGCAUUUUGAGGCACUUGUAGGGGAGCACUUCCGUCAACGGUACAAAAGUAUUCUAGCUGCAUGCAAGGCAUACAUGGACGGGGCACCAGUAGGUUUUCCAUUUGGAAAUGAGAAAACUGAUCAAAUCGGAAGCUCCACGGGCUUCAAGAUCAUGCUUUCCAAGCUUGUCCCCAUACUGAUCGAGGCAUUUUCUGAAAAGGGUAUGCUUUGCAAUGAAAUGUGAAACCAGUCCGAAUAGCUUUCCAUUAGUAAAUGGAAUGUGUGUUUUGUCCAUUUAUAUUGGCACCAAUAACAGCUUAUGUGGUUGUUGCGGUGUUGAUCUAUGAAUGAAAUGUGUAAAUACAAGAAAAAGAAAAACAUGGUUUCAGUAAUGGAAACAGUUAGUGUGGUGAGAAUGUUUAUGUAAUCAGCAUGUACUUAGAGAUACAAUCCUCAAAACUCUUCAAGUUCUGUAUCAUAUGAUUGGCUUGCAAUAAAAAUCCCAGUCAACCCUAAAAAAAAAGGAUAACCAGAAAACUGUAAUUCUUGCAGUUUCUGGGAAGAUGUGCUGCAACAGCUAGUUGACUGGUGGAGUGUGUGAUAUGCUUUCUUCUUCUUCUCUUUUUUUUUUCCUAAUCAUUUUCACUGUCAUAACUUAUCACAUUUAAGGACACAAGUUUUUUAGCAUCCAAGCUUGAUACCUGCACUUGUAUAAUUUGCAAGUUGAGCUGAUUGAUGAUAUUUAAGGAGUCAGGUCUAAGGUUGAUGUUGCUGUGGCAUCUUUAUCCUCGUCAUUGUUUGAAAGCUCUUCUUCAUCGACCGUUCUUUCAAACUGCACUUCUGGAUCGCCUUUACAAGGCAUAAAUAUAAAAUGAGUUGACAAACAAACAAAGCCUGACUUUCUAAAUAAAUGAUCAAGAAUGUCCAAAAAAAUCAUUCUAGAAUCUCUUGCUACAGCUGCGAAAAAUAUACAAG